AUGGACCACUGCGUGACAAAAUCUGAGUCCAUGAAUAGUUCAGCACCAAAGGCAGUUGCUUUUACAAGAAGAUUCAACCAUGUAAGUUUUUGGGUUGUUAGAGAGAUUCUUCAUGCACAGACAUUGAAAAUAAGAGCUGAAGUCCUAAGCCACUAUAUCAAAACUGUUAAGAAACUUUAUAAACUAAAUAAUUUACAUGCUCUUAUGGCUUUGGUUUCUGGAUUACAAAGUGCCCCCAUCUUCAGGUUGACUAAAACAUGGGCGUUACUGAGGCGAAAAGACAAAGCUUCUUUUGACAAACUGGAAUACGUAAUGAGCAAAGAGGACAAUUAUAAAAGACUUAGAGACUAUAUUAGUAGCUUGAAGAUGACUCCUUGUAUUCCUUAUUUAGGUAUUUAUCUCUCAGACUUGACAUAUAUUGACUCAGCAUAUCCAUCAACAGGAAGUAUUCUGGAAAAUGAGCAGAGAUCAAACUUAAUGAAUAAUAUUCUUAGAAUAAUUUCAGACUUACAGCAA
Messenger RNA from Crotalus tigris (Tiger rattlesnake), 516 nucleotides. Its product is annotated as ras-specific guanine nucleotide-releasing factor RalGPS2-like. The annotation marks the transcript as partial. The record is from RefSeq and is a predicted model, not a curated record. The transcript has a single exon. Gene Ontology annotation, molecular function: guanyl-nucleotide exchange factor activity. Lineage: Eukaryota; Metazoa; Chordata; Lepidosauria; Squamata; Viperidae. Gene Ontology annotation, biological process: Ras protein signal transduction; positive regulation of GTPase activity. Gene Ontology annotation, cellular component: plasma membrane.